This is a messenger RNA of Salvelinus fontinalis (brook trout), 855 nucleotides long. RefSeq names its product putative proline-rich protein 21. The transcript has a single exon. The record is from RefSeq and is a predicted model, not a curated record. Bases 1 to 855 code for a protein of 284 amino acids. Lineage: Eukaryota; Metazoa; Chordata; Actinopteri; Salmoniformes; Salmonidae.
AUGUUUACCCAUGAGCCCUACAUGUUUACCCAUGAGCCCUACAUAUAUCCCAAUGAGUCCUACAUGUUUACCCAUGAGCCCUACAUGUUUACCCAUGAGUCCUACAUGUUUACCCAUGAGCCCUACAUGUUUACCCAUGAGCCCUACAUGUUUACCCAUGAGCCCUACAUGUUUACCCAUGAGCCCUACAUGUUUACCCAUGAGCCCUACAUGUUUACCCAUGAGCCCUACAUGUUUACCCAUGAGUCCUACAUGUUUACCCAUGAGCCCUACAUGUUUACCCAUGAGCCCUACAUGUUUACCCAUGAGCCCUACAUGUUUACCCAUGAGCCCUACAUGUUUACCCAUGAGUCCUACAUGUUUACCCAUGAGCCCUACAUGUUUACCCACGAGCCCUACAUGUUUACCAAUGAGCCCUACAUGUUUACCCAUGAGUCCUACAUGUUUACCCAUGAGCCCUACAUGUUUACCCAUGAGUCCUACAUGUUUACCCAUGAGCCCUACAUGUUUACCCAUGAGUCCUACAUGUUUACCCAUGAGCCCUACAUGUUUACCCAUGAGUCCUACAUGUUUACCCAUGAGCCCUACAUGUUUGCCCAUGAGCCCUACAUGUUUACCCAUGAGCUCUACAUGUUUACCCACGAGCCCUACAUGUUUACCCAUGAGCCCUACAUGUUUACCCACGAGCCCUACAUGUUUACCCAUGAACCCUACAUGUUUACAAAUGAGCCCUACAUGUUUACCCAUGAGCCCUACAUGUUUACCCAUGAGCUCUACAUGUUUACCCAUGAGCCCUACAUAUAUCCCAAUGAGUCCUACAUGUUGACCGGUGCUCACGUUUUGGCCUUUCACUAA